AUGGAUAUUCGUGAAAUGUAUUUGCGUGGAGGCAUAUCGAUGAGGAAAUUUUUGUCAGGUGGAUCAAAUGGUAUAGGUGCAGCCACGGCUAGGAAAUUUGUGGCAGAAGGUGCUUAUGUGUACGUUGUUGACAUCGAUGAAGAGGGAGGGGUUAAAGUUUGUCAAGAGCUCGAUGGGAAUGCUUCAUUUGUGAAGUGUGAAGUGACAAUAGAAACCCAUGUGAAAGGGGUCGUAGAUCGAGCGAUGGAGGAGAAGGGGCAUCUAGAUAUCAUGAUGAACAAUGCAGGAGCUAUGUUAGGAAUGAAGCAUGCUGCAAGGGUCAUGAUUCCACGCAACUCUGGUUCCAUACUCUUCAAUUGCAGUGUUUUGGGACUGAUGAAGACAGAUAAUGCCUUUCAUGGUUACAUGGCUUCCAAGAAUGCUCUAUUGGGGUUUGAUGAAGAGUGGUGCAGUGCAGUUGGCAAAGGAAGGAAUAUUGUUGUUGAUACUACUGGGGGUUCUGAUAUUGAUAAUGGUGCUAUUGAUAUAGUUGUUGCUACUGGGGGGGUUGCUGGUUUUAUUGGUGGGAUCUUCAACCGUAUUGGAGCAAUUGGUGUGGUUCUUGGUGCUGCUAAUAUAAUCAAAGGUGAAGAUAUUGUGGCCGGAGGUUCUUGGCUAAAACUAGGCACUGAAAGAAUCUGA
Cryptomeria japonica (Japanese cedar) is the source of this 681-nucleotide messenger RNA. Its product is annotated as momilactone A synthase-like. The record is from RefSeq and is a predicted model, not a curated record. The transcript is spliced from 5 exons. NCBI's taxonomy places the organism in Eukaryota, Viridiplantae, Streptophyta, Pinopsida, Cupressales, Cupressaceae. Bases 1 to 681 code for a protein of 226 amino acids.